This is a messenger RNA of Ictalurus furcatus (blue catfish), 4084 nucleotides long. It is a transcript of the gene fitm2, whose product is annotated as fat storage inducing transmembrane protein 2. Bases 341 to 1114 code for a protein of 257 amino acids. The transcript is spliced from 2 exons. Gene Ontology annotation, biological process: lipid storage; phospholipid biosynthetic process; lipid droplet organization. The record is from RefSeq and is a predicted model, not a curated record. Lineage: Eukaryota; Metazoa; Chordata; Actinopteri; Siluriformes; Ictaluridae. Gene Ontology annotation, cellular component: endoplasmic reticulum membrane.
GGUCUCUGGUUACGAGAAGUUCACCACUGCUCUAUGGUGAAGUAUGGAUCUGAUUUCCUCAUAUUGUUCUCAAAUCCUACGAUAUACUCUUCUCUUCCAAUAUAUAAUAUUUCUUGCUUCUGUUGAUGAUAACAGUACUUUCAAUUUUGAAUUGUCUCUUGCCUUUUCCGUACACAUUUGUAUGGGAGGAUUUACAAGUGAGUUAUACUCCAAAUUUGUGUGUCGGUCACUUUAAAGGGGGGCGGUACUGCGUGGUCGCCCCGCCCUUCUGGAGAACCCGGAAAUGACCGGUUCGUGAUCUUGACGCUGGUUUGAACUCUCCUACGUGUGUCGGGACACAAUGUCUGCAUUAAGCGGCGUCGUGAAGAAUUCGCUUCCUUUUCUGGUAUUUAAUGUUACAAUUGGCCGAAAAUAUUUACCGUGGUUUUUCUUUGCUCUUUCACUUGGAGGGUCAUUAUUGAAAGAGUUGGCUGUUGUGCCGAGCUCAUACUUCAGCAGCAGUGGAAACGUUUUGAACGUAUAUUUUGUGAAAGUGUCAUGGGGAUGGAACCUGGUCCUGUUGCUACCAUUUAUAUUGCUGUCCAACUCCUACGACAGAAACUUCAUCUUCGUGUCCAAACGCCUCACGUGUCUUGUGGUAGCCACAGCCAUUUGGUACUCCUGCACUGAGACGUUCUUCUACAUCGAAGAUGUCACAGGGGUAUGCUACAAGUCAGACAAAAUGGCAGAGAUCCUGCAGGGUUUCGACACAAAGGCCGAGUGCAGAAAUGCCGGACACUUUUGGGAAGGUUUUGACAUAUCUGGCCACUCCUUCAUAUUAUCUUACUCAACACUAUUAAUUGUGGAAGAAAUGGUUCCAAUGCUAUACCUUGUGCAACACUACCAAAACAGAACCACCGUCCUUGAUGCCCUGUAUCUUGCACUCAAUGCAAUUGCAGUUAUCUGGGUGUGGAUGUUCGCCUGCACCUCGGUGUACUUCCACAACACGUUCCAGAAGUUUCUGGGCACUUUGUUUGGUGUGUUGGGCUGGUACAUGACCUAUAAGGUUUGGUACAUGAACCCUUUUUCACCGGGACUCCCUCCUCGCCAGAUUGACCGUAAACAACAUGACUAGACUUAAGAGUUUAACUUGAAAUAUCGCAGUGGAACAAACUGACAUGGAAAGCUAUGACUCCAACCUUUUGACCAGGGUUAUUUGCAGGUCUGCUACAUGUAUUGUCUGUCCUAUUAAAAGGUCGUUUGUGACCAAGGGAUUUGUGUGCUUGACUCAUGGAGGUGGUUGGCAGCUGGUGUUCCAAAACUGUCUCUGUAAUUGGAGAGUGUAAAGCUUAAUGUUGCCUUUUUAAAAUAAGUGGCUUCUGAUGGAGGAUUCAUGAAAUCUCCUCAGUGUGCAACUUUACAUAAGUUUGCAUACAAUCAGUGCUUUAAGCAUGUGUCCCAGAUGCUACAAUGUCUGGUUUUCUUAUUGGUGCCUCAGUUUAAAAAAAAACAUCCAUAACACUCAGUAUAAGUUCUAGCAAAACCUGUUGCUAAUGAAUGUACAGGUACAUCUAAAAAAAAUAAUAAUAAUCUCGUGGAAAAGUUUGGUUUUUUUCCAUAAUUUAAUUCAAAAAGUGGAACUUUCAUAUAUUCUAGAUUCAUUACACAUAAAGUGCAAUAUUUUAGGCCUUUUUUUUUUCUUCUUUAAAUCUUGAUGAUUAUGGCUUACAGCUCAUGGAACUCAAAAAUCCAGUAUCUCAAAAUAUUAGAAUAAAGAAUUUAUAAUACAGAAAUUUCAACCUGAGGCGAAGACUCUAAUCAGCUGAUUAACUCAAAACACCAGCAAAGGUUUCCUGAGGCUUUAAUCUCUCAGUCUGAUUCAGUACACGACCACAAUCACGGGGAAGAUGAAAGUAAAUUUCGCAUUUGAUUUGGAAAUCAAGGUCCCAGAGUCUGCAGGAAGAGUGGAGAGGGACAGAAUCCAAGCUGCUUGAAGUCCAGUGUGAAGUUUCCACAGUCAGUGAUGAUUUGGGUUGCCAUGUCAUCUGCUGGUGUUGGUCCAGUGUGUUUUCUCAAGUCGAGAGUCGAUGCAGUGUCUACCAGGAGAUUUUAGAGAACUUCAUGCUUCCAUCUGCUGACGAGCUUUAUGGAGAUGCUGAUUCUCUUCCAGCAGGACUCUGCACCUGCCCACAGUGCCAAAACUUCUAGUAACUGGUUUACUGACCAUGGUGUUACUGUGCUUGAUUGGCCAACCGACUCGCCUGACCCGAACCCCAUAGAGAAUCAAUGAGAGACACCAGACCCAACAAUACAGACGAGCUGAAGGCCGCUAUCAAAGCAACCUGGACUUCCAGAACACCUCAGCAGUGCCUCAGGCUGAUCGCCUCCAUGCCACACCGCAUUCAUGCAGUAAUUCCUGUGAAAGUAUUAAAACCCCGAACGAGUAUCGGCGCAUAAAUUAUCAUACUGUUCACAAGGUCGACAUUUCUGUAUUAUAAAUUCUUUAUUCUAAUAUUUAGAGAUACUGGAAUUUCGAUUUCCAUGCCGUAAGCCGUAAUCAAGAUUAAAACCAAAUAAAAAGGCUUGAAAUAUUCGACUUUGUGUAAUGAAUCUAGACUAUAUGAAGGUUCCACUUUUGGAACGAAAAUACGGAAAAAAUGUACUUUUCCACGAUAUUCAAAUUUUUUGAGAUGCACCUGUAUUGCAAAGAUUGAGGUUAUAUUUAUAUAUAUAUAUAUACCACAGCACUGUUGAAUUCUCGAUUCUGAUUGGUCAGAACGUGUUAAUGUAUGUUAAUUUUCAGACUGAAAGGCAAAUUACGUCUAGAUCAAUGCGCUCAUUUUAAUACGUUAUCGUUUCUAUAGCAACAGCUAAUUCAGGGACUUGUACGACGGACACGCACAAAAACGUAUGGAAAAACGUGAGCAGUUGCUGCUGUGGUGAAGUUUUCGUAAGAAGUCUCCAGUGUCAGCGCUUUCUGGAACUGUCUGAGGUAAAGCCGUAACUUUAUGUUUUCCAAAACAAAAGAGAAAAUUAUUCCAUGUGGUUUCGUUCCUUGGUAAAAUGACAAGUUGUAAUUUUUUUGUUUUUUUUAAAAAUUAAUUUCAAGCAAGAGAAAUAUUAAAUUAAACUAAAACGUACGAUAUGUUCUUUGAUCAAUGAAUAAUUGUUACCAUUUUGCUGAUAUAAGGUGAAUAAAGGGGCUUGGUGGUGUAGGGAAAUAAUUCAAUUCAAGCUUGUAUAAUCAACUACAUCACUGAUUAUUUUCCCAUAACGGUGUGCUCUAUUGUGUUUUAUUCCAUUCUUAGUGUCAUUUAGUGGCGCUCUCAAGUUUUGCUGAGUGCACUGAUUUACAUAGAACAUUGUCUUUCUAUAUUAUUUAAUUAUCCUGAUAACUACCUACAGAAUAGGUAGCUACAAUAGUGAUUUUUGCUUUUCUCGCUACUCUCGCGUUUUGAUUCCGUGUCUAUACUUGUAUACUUAUCUAUGAGUUUGAGAUGCACUGUAAAUAUCGCCUAAUUAUGUCAUUGUUAUAACAUAACAUGCUUUUUUUGUGUAAGUGUUUGCCCUUAUGAUCAUUUGUACUACUCGGCUAGUUAUUGUUAUUGGCUGAGUAUUAUUUAGCCUUGUAGUAUAAUUUAGCAUUAUAGAUGUUUUCGAAUGCAGCUCAUCGUAAAAUUACCUCUGACUGUAAUGCAGGUUUUCCUAUCGUAUGUUGUGCGAUUUAUAGUUUUGAAACCUCAACUGAAUCCUUGCGUUACAUGUCAUAUAUUAUAACACUUUGUGACCUUUGUUUGUCAGUUUCAACUCGACUCGGACCUGACAGAAGUGGCUUGUCUUGACUAACCCCUUGAAGUCCCAGUUACCGGCAUUUAUUCUAAAGUAUAUUAUUCAGUUACUAGGAAUUGUGCCGUUAUAGAUAAAAGAUGUAUUGAUGAGUGAGACGUGAGAAAUUAGAUCUGUUCCUGGGAGUUUAAGGGGUUGCACUUUUAGAUGUAUUUAAAUUAGUCAUUGAGUGAUUUUAUGAUGACUUAUUGGGGACCUGACUGAAUUAUCACAUUACCAUUUAAAUUCUGUAUUAAAAAUCUUAUGAUUUUGUGGCCUA